GGAAGAGACGAUGGAGGAGGACGGUAAGAGCAACAGCAGCGACAGCAAUCGCGACAACGGAGUGGACAUCUCCAACAGCACGGAGGAAAGGGCCGAAUUCUCCCGCGUCGAGUCGGCGGCCAGAGGCUGGAUGCUCGACUUCUGCUUCGUGUCGCUGUGCCAUUACUUUAAGGAAGACAAACUGGAGCAAUUCAACAGGUGCCUGAAUGAGCUCCAAGUAUUCCUCGAGGGAUCAGACGAUGAAAUAUGGAACCAGGAAAGGAAGCGUGAAGUGUGUUGUUUCUUAGAACGGAUUGUGCAUGGAAAACAAACAGAUUAUUAUUAUGCAAGCAACAAGCAAGUUACACCAUUAAUGUCAGCAGUGUCAAUCUGGAAUUCCCUAGAAGACACAGUGGUGGACGAGACUCUGUUUAAAAAUAUCAAGAAGCUGCUUUUUAUUCAGUCAGUGGCAGUAUGCAUGGAAAGGGGUGAUUACAUCAAGGCAUCCUGGGUCAUAGAGUGGUUAACGGAAGUGUGUGGAAUGCCGCAGAAUUUGAGGAUGAAAUUAUCCCUCAUUGUAAAGCAGAAGGACACCUAUCAUGUGUUCCUCUCAACCUUCUGCUUCACCAGCUUGGUGGAGAGCGUCAAGUCAUUCAUCGAUUUGUUUCUGAAGGAACAUCCUUCAGACUUUCUAUUAAAGGCUGCCUCCAAGGUGAUUCUAUCUUGCCAGAAAACGGAAGACAGAACAGCAAACAGUGAGCCUGAACCUUCAGAAGCGCUGGAAGAGAAACAGAAAAAGUCAAAAAAACCUUUGUUUGCCCUACAGAGUGCUGUAAUGUGGCAACCAGGAUCCAGCAAGAAGCCUUGUUUUUUUCAGAAAAUAUCCAGCAGAAACACAGCAGUUCGAUUAACCAGUAGAUGUGCCUCCCCGCUGAAAAGUGAAAAUGAGACCAAGAGGAGAAGUACAAAAAAGAAAUGGACGUGGAAGGAAGACAAAGACUUGAAGAUGGGGGUACUGCGGUACGGGGAAGGGAGGUGGGCAAAAAUCCUAGAGGACUUUCCCUUGCCAGGCCGUACCGGUGUCAUGCUCAAGGACAGGUGGAGGACCCUGAAGAAGCUGGGUGAGGUCAAGUCACAGAGAGGACGACAUAUUGACCAUGUGUCCUCUUGAACCAGCUUAGUUGAAGCUGACAAACUCUAUUCAGGUUCUUUCACAUCCUUUGUUAAGUGAACGGCUAGGCUGGAAAGAGGGUUUUUAUUUUGCUGAUGUGGCUCUAGGGGCAGGAGCAUAUUAAUGUUCAAGAGACCAUUUUUCCUGGCCUUUUUCAGCCUGGUUAUAUUGGGGCAUUAUUUAUGGCUGGUGUU
Scleropages formosus (Asian bonytongue) is the source of this 1344-nucleotide messenger RNA. RefSeq names its product telomeric repeat binding factor (NIMA-interacting) 1 (gene terf1). Gene Ontology annotation, molecular function: telomeric repeat DNA binding; protein homodimerization activity. The transcript has 9 exons. The coding region runs from base 11 to 1150 and encodes 379 amino acids. Gene Ontology annotation, cellular component: nucleus; chromosome, telomeric region. Gene Ontology annotation, biological process: telomere maintenance. NCBI's taxonomy places the organism in Eukaryota, Metazoa, Chordata, Actinopteri, Osteoglossiformes, Osteoglossidae. The record is from RefSeq and is a predicted model, not a curated record.